AUGACGGACAGGUUCCUGAGUGGAAUAGCUUUAAAAAAAUAUUCCUUUCGUCAAGUUGGUUUAGUUGGAGCUGGCUUAUUUGUUUUAGGAGAUAUAUUGACUAUAUUCGUACAAAGAACUUACCAGCUUGUGUUCACUUUUGGAGUUAUACGAGGUGCAGGUUUUGGUGUAAUGAUACCUGUGAGUUUCACAGCGUUUAAUUGUUAUUUUACAAAAAAACGGACAGCAAUGAUGAGCGCAAAUCAGACAAUGAGCAGUAUGGCGUCUAUAACUUUUCCAAUAUUAGUAACGUUUUUACUGGCGGAAUAUGGUUUUCGGUGGACCUUAGCUCUGAUAAUGGCCGUUGACUUACAUCUACUAGUCGCUAUGAUAGUAAUGCAUCCUGUUGAAUGGCAUAUGAUUAAAUCUCCCGAUUGCCCCGAAAGAGAACUAUCGGCUUCUGACCUAGAUCAUACUAUAAAAUGUAAGACCAAUAAAUCGGAAGUAUUUGAUGAAUCAAUAAUAAAAAUGUUACCAGGUGAUGAUAAUGUAAUUGAAAUGAAAAAAACACAGGUGAAGUCAGGUCGACACGAGUCUAUACAAAAGAGUAUAAUUAAAGUCAUAUACGACAACGUCGAACUCGACUUAUUGAAAGAUCCUCGAUUUGUAAGUACUUUGGUUGGACUUGGGUUUGCUUUCGUCUCUGAUGUGACGUAUUUGGCUAUGGAACCGAUGUUAUUAUUUUCAUAUGGAUAUACACAGAUGCAAGUAGCAACGUGUGUCAUGAUUGGUGCCAUAGCUGAUCUAGUCGCAAGGUUCAGCCUAGCUGUGUUUACUUAUUUUUAUAAUGUUGACAGUAAAAUACUUUUCUUCGCCGGUACUUGUGUUACUAUGGUUUUAAGAAUAGUUCUCGUAACAUCUGACAAUUUGAGCUUCGUGAUCGCAAUCACGGCAAUCUCAGGUCUGGUCAGGUGUUCUGUGCAAGUUCUAUUUCCUUUAGUACUUGUGACGGCAGCGCCGGAUCGUUUUCCGGCUGCUUUAGCAUUGCAUAUCCUAUUUUCUGGAUUCCUGAUGUUAAUGGCCGAUCCGUUAAUAGGUGUUAUUUACGAAACAACAGGCAGCUAUGUCAAUUGUUUUCUGGCUAUGAGUUUCUGUUGCUUAGUUUGUGUAGUGCUUUGGACUGUAGAAUACUUUGUUAGUCGUAGAAAUAAAUCGUAAAUGUUAAUUAUUA
This is a messenger RNA of Melitaea cinxia (Glanville fritillary), 1210 nucleotides long. RefSeq names its product monocarboxylate transporter 1-like. The record is from RefSeq and is a predicted model, not a curated record. The transcript is spliced from 8 exons. Gene Ontology annotation, molecular function: monocarboxylic acid transmembrane transporter activity. Gene Ontology annotation, biological process: monocarboxylic acid transport; transmembrane transport. Bases 1 to 1197 code for a protein of 398 amino acids. NCBI's taxonomy places the organism in Eukaryota, Metazoa, Arthropoda, Insecta, Lepidoptera, Nymphalidae.